Messenger RNA from Misgurnus anguillicaudatus (oriental weatherfish), 2804 nucleotides. Its product is annotated as glutathione hydrolase 1 proenzyme. The record is from RefSeq and is a predicted model, not a curated record. Gene Ontology annotation, biological process: glutathione catabolic process; peptide modification; regulation of immune system process. Gene Ontology annotation, molecular function: glutathione gamma-glutamate hydrolase. NCBI's taxonomy places the organism in Eukaryota, Metazoa, Chordata, Actinopteri, Cypriniformes, Cobitidae. Gene Ontology annotation, cellular component: plasma membrane.
UUUUAAAACCGCCUUAAGCUGAUCAGACAGUUUGCACAAAUGCUGAGAUCAUGGCUUUAAACCUCUCAGGAGUUUAAUUUUAACUUUUACAGUAACUUAGUCCACAAGAUGGAUCCACAUGAAGGACGGAUUUUUAGAUACAAGACGUCACAAUACACAAUAUCAUGUCAGUGGAAUCUCACAAGAUGUUUGCUGUUCUUUACUGCGGUUACUGUGAUUGUUGUGAUGGUUAAGAAACUCAAUGUGAAGCCCACAGUGAAACCCAAUGAGAAAUGUUAUCCUCAUGUAGCAGUGGCUGCAGAUGCUGGGAGAUGCUCUGAGGUUGGCAGGGACAUCUUGAAGGAGAAGAAUGGUUCAGCAGUCGAUGCAGCUAUCGCUACUCUGUUGUGUGUCGGUCUGUUUAAUCCUCACAGUAUGGGAAUAGGAGGAGGAGUGGUGUUCACCAUAUACAAUGCAUCUACAGGAAGGGUGGAGGUGAUUGAUGCCAGAGAAACUGCUCCAAUGAAAGCUUCAGCAGACAUGUUUGACAAAAACCCCCAAAAAGCAGAGUCAGGUGGAUUGUCCAUUGGUGUACCAGGACUCAUCCGUGGUUUCGAGAUGGCACACAAAAGGCAUGGAAGACUAAAAUGGAGUGAACUGUUUGAGCCCAGUAUAAAGUUGGCACGCGAGGGUGUUAAAAUUGGCCGUGCCCUGGGUGAAGCCAUCAAAGAGAAUAAUGUCUCGAUUCUGAAUGACACCAUAUGGUGUGAAGUGUUUUGUAAAUCCAACAAUACUCUUUGGAAGGAAAAUGAUACAAUACAUUUUCUCAAACUAGCUGACACAUAUGAGACAAUAUCAAAACAUGGGCCAAAUGCUUUUUACAACGGAUCCCUGACCCAGAAUAUAGUGAAGGACAUCCAGGCCGCAGGAGGAAUUAUAACAUCUGAGGAUCUACAGGGAUAUAAAGCGAGAUUGAAUGAGUACGCAUUAAACUUUACCGUGAGGAAUUAUACAUUUCAUGUCCCUACUGCUCCAUUUGGUGGACCUGUGCUUGCAAUGAUACUUAAGAUAGUCAACGGUUACAACAUCUCAAGCAGCAGUAUGCGGACAAAUGAAAGUAUGAUUUUGACCUAUCAUCGGAUAAUAGAGUCUUUCCGCUUCGCUUAUGCUCAUAAGAGUAAACUGGGAGAUCCUCAGUAUGUCAAUGUCACUGAUUUCAUUCAGGAAAUGAUCUCAGACAAGUUUGCAGAUUACAUUAGAAGUAAGAUCAACGACAACACCACCAAACCUGACGACUUUUAUGAACAUGAUACCUCUCCAUCUGAUGACAAUGGGACAUCUCAUCUGUCUAUCAUAGCAGAAGAUGGCAGCGCAGUGGCCGUUACCAGCAGUAUCAAUGAUCGUUUUGGCUCCAUGGUGAUGUCAAACUUAACAGGCAUCAUCUUUAAUGACCAGAUGAGUGAUUUCAGCUUUAACAAGACAGGAAAGAAAAUUAAUCAGAACAACUUAAUUGAACCAGGUAAAAGACCACUUUCAUCAAUGUGUCCAACAAUAAUUAUGGACAACUCAAAUCCUAAACACAAACGAGUGAAAAUGCUGAUUGGAGCUUCAGGUGGGACAAAGAUCACAACAGCAACUGCACUGGUGAUCUUAAACUAUCUAUUCUUUGACUAUGGCCUAAAGAAAGCUGUUGAUCAACCCAGAGUUCACAAUGGAUGGGAACCUAAUGUGACGUUUGUCGAAGACAAAUUUGAUAAGUUUGUAAUUGAUGGAUUAAAGCAGAAGAAUCAUACAAUUCAGAAUAUUGGUCCAUUGGGCAAGGUCCAGGCAGCUGUACGACAGGCUGAUCAAAUCUGUGCUGAAUGUGACUACAGGAAAGGCGGCUAUCCUGCGGGAUACUGACAACUGUAGAGGAAUACUAAAUUUAGUUAUGAGCUUACAAUAUACUGUUAUACAGCACCUUAAAGUCAUGUUGUGCAUGGAUUUUUCUAAUCCCACCUAACAAAUUUGUUAUUUACAAGUAUCGGAUCCAUUCUGAAAUAUUAAUGGAAAUAAUUUACUAUUAAUUAUUGGUUAAUACAUGAACAUUUAUAUUAUUAUUAUACUUAUUGCAAUUUACUAAAUUAUAAAUACAUAUAAAAGUGAUUUGUCAGAUUGAUUUAUCAUGAAUCAUGUGACACAAGACUGGACAAGUGCAUUUUCUGGUCUAUUUGACUACCUAUUUUGUUUGGUACAUGAUAUGUUCAUGAAGUGAUGCUCAGUUAUUGCAUUUAGGCAAGUUCUUGUAUGUUCAGUCAGAUUCAUCAGGAAACAUUCCUUCUUUUGACUGGACGUCUAUCAGAAAUGCUGUUAAACAAGAGAUAACAACACAAUAGAAAUUGCAUUUGCAGUGUGAUAACUGUAAAAACAUUUUAGGCAUUAGCAUAACUACGAAAAUAAGAGCUCUAUAUUUGUCGUCUUCUUCACAUUAAAUAGCACAUGAAAAUGUGAUCUGUCAACCACUAGAGGGAGAUGUUGGCACGAAACAAUGAAAUCACAGUAAAGUGAAAGUGAAAGUAAGUUUAGUAACAUAACUUUUGGAGUAAUGUUUUGAGUUUCAUAAUCCUUAAAUCUGUUUGUCCAAUGUAAAUACUUAAGAAGUCUAAAUAUUGUUAAUAUUUUGUGUCAAUCGUAAAUGCAACCCUCUUCUACAGUCUUCACGGCAAGUAAUUUUCAGUAUUUCAGUCUACUCAUUUCAUUCCUUUCAAUGUGUAUUUGUGUAGAUAUGUAUACAUUUAAUGUUCCUAUGCCAUUACAAUAAAGCUUAUUAUUUUAUAAUGCCAGAA